Exophiala spinifera is the source of this 543-nucleotide messenger RNA. RefSeq lists its product as uncharacterized. The record is from RefSeq and is a predicted model, not a curated record. The coding region runs from base 1 to 543 and encodes 180 amino acids. Lineage: Eukaryota; Fungi; Ascomycota; Eurotiomycetes; Chaetothyriales; Herpotrichiellaceae. The transcript is spliced from 2 exons.
AUGGGUGAAGCUACCGUCAACGGCGACCUGCCUCACUCCGCCCUCCUCUCUCACCUCCAAUCCUAUCCUCUCGUGUCCGAUUCCAUCAAGACGAUCAAAGCGAACCCCUAUGGCGCCAAAUCCAUUGACCUCACCAACGCCGGCUACACAAAGUUCGUCAAGCCUACCCUCCCGUACUUCCAGACCCCCGCGUCCUACGCAAAGCCUUAUGUCGCCAAGGCAGAUGAGCUGGGCGACAAGUUCUUGAGCAAGAUCGACGAGCGCGUCCCGAUCGUCAAGUCGGAGACAAAAGAGAUCCAGGAUACGUUGGUCACAUACAUCCACUGGCCGCUUGAAACCGCCAACACCACCAAGGACUGGGCCCUCAAGACCUACAGCGAUGAAUACAAGAAGUGCGGCGGCGAGGGCGUCGUGGCCAGCGGCAAAGCCGUCGUCACCACCAGCCUCGUCCUGACCAGCGACGUCCUCAAGUGGAUCAGCAACUUCUUGCAGCAGAAGAAGGAAGAAGCCAAGGAAGUUGCCCAGGAGAAGACGGCGAAAUAG